Onychostoma macrolepis is the source of this 1113-nucleotide messenger RNA. RefSeq lists its product as uncharacterized. Gene Ontology annotation, biological process: proteolysis. Bases 101 to 844 code for a protein of 247 amino acids. The transcript is spliced from 9 exons. The record is from RefSeq and is a predicted model, not a curated record. Gene Ontology annotation, molecular function: cysteine-type peptidase activity. NCBI's taxonomy places the organism in Eukaryota, Metazoa, Chordata, Actinopteri, Cypriniformes, Cyprinidae.
UUAGUUUAGCAGACGAGUAUAGCCUAUGAAUACUUUUGCAAAUGAGAAGCAAAACACUUUCGUGAAUGGACUGGGACCAAUAAUGUGAUAGAGCUUAUCUAUGGAGAAAGAUAAAGGGUCCUCCUGUGUACCUUUUUUGACAAAGGAGUCACUUUCAACUCUAGACGAUGGAAUGUGGCUUGAUGACAUUGUCAUGGACAUUGUAUUGAGGUCUGUUCAUGACGAAUUAGGACGUCAUAAAAGAAGAAAAUCUCUAAUCUACCCAGUGCAUUUUUAUACAAAAUUACAAAACAGUGGAUUUUCAGGUGUCAUCGACUGGACGAAAAACGAGGGCAUUUUCCGAAAGGACUACCUUUUGAUAGUUGAGAAUUAUCUUGGAAACCACUGGAGACUCCUGAUUGUAUGCUUCCCUGGAAACGAAGAAGGAGAACACAUUAAAAGGGGGCGAAAACUGGUGCAAAGAAGGAGGCAUUGCAUUUUAAUGCUAGACUCCCGGUCCCAGCAACUGAGUGACAGCAUGGAUGUUUUCCAGAACAUUCGAAGUUACUUGACAGAAAUGUGGAAACACACAAGAAAAACGCCCUGGAUAUUUUCUGCAGAGUCCAUGCCAGCCCUGAACCUGAAGGUACCUGGACAGCAAGCAAACAUGUCUGAGUGUGGCAUAUUUAUGUUACUCUAUGCUGAGCACUUUCUGAAGGAUCCUCCCAAAGAACUAAGCUCUGAGGUUGACUGUACAUCCUGGUUUACACUGGCUGAUGCAUUUUCCUGGCGUGCGCAGAUCAGGGACAACAUGCGUAGUAGUUUAGAAGGUGUAUUUGUUUAUUUUUUAAUGAACAUUAAAUAAUCCUGAUGAAAUUAAUUCAGUUAAAAUAUCUAAAAUGAUGUCACUAUGUUCUUAAAUUUUAGGAAGUUAUUUUAAAUACAGCAUAGGGUGCACAAGCAUAACUUUCUGUUGUUUUGAUAUGGCAGAUGAUAUGUAUUUAACUUGUGCUACAUUAAUCUUGUAAUACUGGUGAUUGACUAUGAGUUUUGCUUAUGCAGCACAGGGAAGUGACGCAGAAGAAACAGAAAGUGAAGAAGAGAAAAGGGUUGUUGAGAGAGAGCAGGAGGAAA